Messenger RNA from Phlebotomus papatasi, 1407 nucleotides. Its product is annotated as homeobox protein Hox-A6-like. The coding region runs from base 464 to 1327 and encodes 287 amino acids. The transcript is spliced from 3 exons. Gene Ontology annotation, cellular component: nucleus. NCBI's taxonomy places the organism in Eukaryota, Metazoa, Arthropoda, Insecta, Diptera, Psychodidae. The record is from RefSeq and is a predicted model, not a curated record. Gene Ontology annotation, molecular function: DNA-binding transcription factor activity, RNA polymerase II-specific; RNA polymerase II cis-regulatory region sequence-specific DNA binding. Gene Ontology annotation, biological process: positive regulation of transcription by RNA polymerase II.
ACCCUUUUUGAAGCCCUAUACGGGGUUUAUUCUUUUUGUAAAUUUUAACUUUUAUUUUUUGUUUUUACUUAUGCUUCCGAUUGUUAUUUUCCCACAAGUUACCGCCUCGCUGCAUGAGAUGCAAUAAAUUUCUUCAUAAAAUACGUUCAUCUUCCCAUGGACGUUUCUUCAUACAAAAUCCCCAAUUAAUCUUUCAGUGAAAUAAUUACCAGUAAAGUCAACAUCAAACCAAUGGGAUUCAUUGAGAGUUUGUACAGCAAACGCCUACCAAAAAAUCUUUCACAUCCAAUUGGACAUCAUCUCUUUCGAUGCUGACAGAUUUUUUCUUCAGAGAGGGCUCAUAAGACACAUAAAGAGACGUCUUUGUCGGGAUGUUUAGCAUUUGCAUAGAAUCAGUGAUCAUGUGAGGAUCGGUGAUCUUCUCAGUGGAUUUCGUGUCUCGAGUGAUCUUCUGUGAGGAACUAUGUUUCCGCCAAAUUCCCUUUUAUCCCACAAAUCUGAAUCAAGUGAAAAUUUUGUGUCAUCUUCGAGUUCUGGGAAUUUUAUCCAAUCUACCGAUAGGAAUUUGAGAUUUUUCUACCCGUCUUGUGGCCAGAAUUCUGAUAAGAUCAACCUUCUGAACUACUAUAGUGUCUUCAAUACUUUGAACUACAACUGGAGCAAUUUAGCUGAUCGGAAUUAUCUGCUAUCAGCAUUCAAUGGAAGUUCUCAGUAUGAUAAAAAUUCUGUGGAUUGUGAAAGAAGUGCAUUUCCUGGUGAAAGUGUCCAGAACAGUGAAGAUAUCUUGAAAUAUAUCCCAAACUCUGAACCAAUGUUCAAUUACGAAUUUGAAGUGCCAGAAAUCAACUACCAAAGAUCAUCAAAUCCUUUGUACAACGAAUCCAUAAAAUCCUUCAGUCAACCUGCGAAUGAACGAGCUCCAACUCCAGAAUUCUGGAUCACUGAAGAUCAAUCCAUAAACGAGGAGAAUUUAUCAAACGAUGAUGCUAACAUCGAGGAAACCACAAACAACUCAAUUACAGAAAAACUCGAUUCAAAGAUCGACAGUUGCAGAAAGACCAAAGAAAUUAGCAGACCUCCAGCAAAUCGGAAGGAGAGGACAGCAUUUACCAAAUCCCAAGUCAGAGAAUUGGAGGCAGAAUUCAACUAUUCCAACUAUUUGACUAGAUUGAGACGAUACGAAAUUGCUGUGGCUCUUGAUCUCACCGAAAGACAGGUCAAAGUUUGGUUCCAGAAUCGUCGCAUGAAAUGGAAGAGAGUCAAAAAUGCAUCGAAAGACGCCCCAAAUCCUUGCAGGACAACAGAAAAGGAUGAACAAGCAAAGUAGAGCAGCAUAAAAUCAUUUAUUGUAAAAAUAUAUCUUACACCUAUUUAUUUUUAAACAUUUUUCUUAUUCUUUUUUGCCAC